This is a messenger RNA of Coffea arabica (coffee), 321 nucleotides long. Its product is annotated as B3 domain-containing protein At1g05920-like. Lineage: Eukaryota; Viridiplantae; Streptophyta; Magnoliopsida; Gentianales; Rubiaceae. The record is from RefSeq and is a predicted model, not a curated record. Gene Ontology annotation, molecular function: DNA binding.
AUGCAGGUUUUUCCUUCCAAUUUCGAGGAAAUCAAUGAAGUUUUGACUCAAUCAGAGAGAGUUAUGCUACUGGAGAAGUUUGAGACUGUUAAGGUAAAGGUAGUGGAUAGUAUACAACGCUAUUAUGACAUGGAUUUCAAGAAGUGGCCAAGUGUGAAUGAUAGGCUGGUUUUGAACCAUGGGUGGAUGCAGCUUGUCAAAGACAAUCAUCUUCAGAAAGGUGAUGUGGUGGAAUUAUGGAGCUAUAGACAAGAUUCUCACUUGUGUUUUGCUGUAAAAAUCUACGAGCGAUCAAAGAGGAAUAUCUCCAGCAGUGAUUAA